Molecule: messenger RNA, 495 nt
Organism: Paramuricea clavata
Lineage: Eukaryota; Metazoa; Cnidaria; Anthozoa; Malacalcyonacea; Plexauridae
Source: the annotation of a GenBank genome assembly
AUGGAAGGUAGAACAGGUUCAAAAGGAGCGCUGCAAAUCCAGGCUGACUACUUUAAUGAAGCAACUGAGUAUAAUGCUCUUAUAGAAAGAAUUGACAGUUUGAAGGAAGCUAGAGAUCGAACCCUAGAACAGAGAGUAUUAGAGGAAACCAGGGAGGCGCAGUUGGAAGAUAUUUCCAGAUUACGCAAGUUUGUGAAAUGGUUAGGGGAGGAGAAGGUGGGUCUAACUGGAAUAGCAAUAUCAACAGCAGGUCUACUAACAACUAUUCUUAUUCAUGCUAGGGGAGCCAUUGUGAAGACAGCAAAGGCCACUGGUAAAGUAGCAAAAGCAUUAGCAAAUUUAGCAAAGAAAGCAGGACCAAUCCUAGUUCCAAUCCUGAGCGCAGUUGCAACGGCGCUAUCAUGGGGUGCCAAAGGAGUUGCAUGGUUAGCGUCACACUUAUGGGUAUUAGCUGUAGCUGCAGCCUUAAUGGUGUUUAAUUAUUACAGCAAGUAA